AUGAGGACGCACGAUUCACAGCCACGGUUCAAGUGUGUGUAUCCACGUACAUUUUGCUCCCAUAAGACAGGCAAAUUUAACAGACAGUACGAUUUCAAGAAACAUUUAUUACAUUCCCAUUUUGUUUUAAGGGAUUACAAAGUGAUAAAGUUCAAAUCGCUUAAUCAGAAACUUGGUCAAGAGGGACAGUGUAUGUGUGGAAUGGCUAUGAUUGCGAGGGAUUGGCUUAACCAUAUCAUCGAUAUUGACGGCUUCGGUGAAUACAGCUGUGCGGAUCUCAAAGAAAAAUGGGCACUACAUCGUGCUGGUGUCCAGAAUCCAUCAGAUAAUACUUGA
This is a messenger RNA of Williopsis jadinii, 336 nucleotides long. RefSeq lists its product as uncharacterized. NCBI's taxonomy places the organism in Eukaryota, Fungi, Ascomycota, Saccharomycetes, Phaffomycetales, Wickerhamomycetaceae. The transcript has a single exon. The coding region runs from base 1 to 336 and encodes 111 amino acids. The record is from RefSeq and is a predicted model, not a curated record.